AGCGAUAUGUCUGGUUAAUUCCAGCAACGAACAAGACACUGGCAUGCUAACUAGUUACGCGACCCCCGAGCGGUUGGCGUCCCCCAACUUCUUAGAGGGACAAGUGGCAUUCAGCCACCCAAGAUUGAGCAAUAACAGGUCUGUGACGCCCUUAGAUGUCCGGGGCUGCACGCGCGCUACACUGACUGGCCCAGCGUGUGCCUACCUUACACAGGCAGGCUUGGGUAACCCAUUGAACCUCAUUCGUGAUGGAGAUCGGGGAUUGCAAUUAUUCCCCAUGAACGAGGAAUUCCCAGUAAGUGCGGGUCAUAAGCUUGCGUUGAUUAAGUCCCUGCCCUUUGUACACACCGCCCGUCGCUACUACCGAUUGGAUGGUUUAGUGAGGCCCUCGGAUCGGCCCCGCCGGGGUCGGCCCACGGCCCUGGCGGAGCGCUGAGAAGACGGUCGAACUUGACUAUCUAGAGGAAGUAAAAGUCGUAACAAGGUUUCCGUAGGUGAACCUGCGGAAGGAUCAUUAA
Rattus rattus (black rat) is the source of this 518-nucleotide messenger RNA. RefSeq lists its product as uncharacterized. The record is from RefSeq and is a predicted model, not a curated record. The transcript has a single exon. Lineage: Eukaryota; Metazoa; Chordata; Mammalia; Rodentia; Muridae. The coding region runs from base 44 to 436 and encodes 130 amino acids.